Molecule: messenger RNA, 752 nt
Organism: Aspergillus wentii DTO 134E9
Lineage: Eukaryota; Fungi; Ascomycota; Eurotiomycetes; Eurotiales; Aspergillaceae
Exons: 2
Coding region: 72-752 (226 amino acids)
Source: RefSeq, a predicted model, not a curated record
CCCAACGCGAAUUAAUUUCCCAUUUCACUACAAUUCACCAGUACCUGCACCGUAGCAAUCAAUUGUUCGAAAUGCCUCCCCAAGACAAAUACACAGACCCCGAGCUUCGAGAUGAAGUCAAGGAAGAGAUGAAGCAGAGCGACAAAGGGGGCAAACCCGGUCAAUGGUCUGCGAGGAAGGCCCAGAUGAUGGCAUCGGAGUACAAAAAACGCGGCGGCGACUACACAACCUCCAAAGAAAAUGGCCAAGACGAAUCCCAAAAGAACCUCGAACAAUGGGGCAAUGAGGAAUGGCAAACGAAAGAAGGAUCGGGUACUGCUAAAAUGAGCGACGGAACUGAGAAGCGUUAUUUGCCCAAAAAGGCUUGGGAGAAGAUGAGCGACAAAGAAAAGGAAGCGACGGAUAAGAAGAAACAGGAGGGUUCAAAGAAGGGGAAGCAGUAUGUUUCUAAUACGGGGGAGGCAAAGGGGGGAAGGAAGAAGGCGAGCGAGGAGACGAAGGAAGAGAAGGCCAGAGAGGAAGAGGAAGAGCAAGACAGUGAGGGCGCAAGUGAAGCUGAAUAUCAGUCUGGAGACGAGCCUGAGGAUGGCCAUGAAGACGAGAGAAGCAAAGAAAAUGAAAAGGAUGAGAAAGAAGCUGGAAAAAAGCGCGGUGCUUCUCAAGGCAAGGAAUCGAACAAAAAGCCAAAAACCCGUCAGGACAGUCGGGCUGAGCGUGAUGCAGCCGAGGGCGACAGACAAGCGGAUGAGUGA